UGUCUUGUGUUUGGGGAAAAUAUCCUCACACUCAAAGCUCCAGUGUCGAGAUCCAUUUCUAACAAACAGGUUUUGCAAGAAAGGGCUCGGGGAGAAAGAGACUUUUUGUGUGUGUGCCUAUCUUUGUGUGUGUGUGUGUGUGUGUGUGUGUGUGUGUGUGUGUGCCGCCACAGCUGUGUUUCAGACGUCACUAUACUUUUUGUUUGAUGUGUCUGAAACCUCAAAUACUAAGCUGUGUAACUGUGUUACAGCAGUUAUGUCAAAGAGCUGAAGACAUCUCUAACAAUAUGGAGUCUGGAGAGCGGCUGGCCUCCCCUGCGCCCACCCUGUCUGCUGCUCGCACCUCCUCCCCUGCGGCCUCUUCCUCCUCCUCCUCCUCUUCGUCCUCUGCAUCAUCCCCUGCUCCCCACUCUAAGAGCAGCCUGGCCCCGAGCCCCUCAGCACUGGGAUCCAACCUCAGCACCUCUGGCCGUCUGUUUGGGGCAGGAGAGCAGCCCUUCAUUGGCUCCACGUUGUCAAGUGCCUUCCCUCUGGUCAACCACCCAGCCUUCGGAGCCCUCUACUCUGCCGGAGCAGGCAGGCCCGAGUUCGGAGGCCUGGGUUCCCUGGGCAUGUCAGCUGCUCUGGCUGCCCAUCCCCAGCUAGGAGCUCUCUCUGAGUGGUGGCGAGCUGCUGAAGCCCAUGGACGGGGGGCUGCUGCCUUUCUCCCCUCUUUCAUCAGCUUCCCUCCCUUCUUCAGCCCUCACAUUCAGCCCAACCACAGCGCCAGUCCUGUUCAGAUCAGGAUGCCCGGCAAAAAUAGCCAUGCCCCACCUAAAGGGGUAAACGGGGCAGUAAACGGCAGCGGGGUCUUUCCUCCCACCACACAAUCAGGGAGCUUUUCUGCGAGUCCGGCUCCUGUUCAGGCAUCGGCCAAGCCAACCAAAAAUGCAGAUCCUUCUAACAGUCACCGAAGCAAUCCAGCAGAGUUGGAAGACAAGCCGAUCCACAGACCUAAAGAGAAGAAGCCACGGAAGAAGGCAGCAGACGCUUGUGUGGCCAGCAACAGUGAGUCAGGCACUUCCUCAGACAGCUCAAGUGACGGGUCCCUCAGCAGUGAUCUGGAAGACCUAGCAGAGGAUGACGAAGACGACGAUGAUGACGACGAGGAUGACGAAGAUGAGGACAAGCAGAGUGAAUUAUCAGACUCUGAGAAGCGGUCAAAGAAGAAAACAAAGGUUUUGAUACCAAGCACUGGAACUACAAAGACUAACAGACCACUUUCUGGGGAACCCCACGACAAUAAAGACGCCAAGGCCCAGAAGGUCUCCUCCAACCCCCCAAAUCUCGUGCCCUUCACCUGCUCUGCCUCCCCUCCCGCCUUGUCCCAAACCUCGCCGCUGGCCCUGCACAGCUCCAGGUCCCGGACAGAGGGGCCACAGCAACACUUCAGUGUGAUCCAGUCCACUGGCCUGGCUGCCAACUCAAAGCCCCUGGCACUCCUCUCUCAGCCCCGCAGGGAGUUCUCACCGUCUUCAUCCCCCAUAGCCCUCACCACAUCUCCAAAGGCCCUCUCCAGCACUGCUUCCCACAAACCUCCCAAACUGUUGCCCCCCUCUUCCCCCCAGCACCUGCCCCUCUCCCUCUGCUCCUCCCCUAAGCCUCUCUCCGUGCCCUCCCCACCUCGUUCCCAGAAGUCCUUGCUGAAGCCUCCUCGGCGCGCUCCUCCUGGCUCUGCCAAAUCCAACAAAAGGAAACAGCUGGAAGCUUCACUUGCGCAGAUCAGUGAGUUCAGGCUAAAACAGACUCUCAUGUCCCAAGGGCAGACAUUCCCAGCUGAGCUAAAGAAGCAGCAGCAAGGUCCAAACAAGUCUCCCAAGAGGACAUCUCUGUCUCCAUCGCCAUUGCCACCCGCUCCGCCUCCUCCACCCCAGAACAAUCACUCCAACCUCUUCCUCUCGAGUGCCCUGCUGGGGCUCCCUGAACCCCAUCACCCCAAUGGAGUCAUCCAAAGCAUCACUCAGGACGCACCUUUGGCCCUCAUCACCAAACCUCGCAAAGACUCCGCCUCUCAAGGCAAGUCUCCUCAGUGCGACUCUGAUGCCGGGUCGAUGCCUGUCAAUCUGAGCACAGGGGCGAGCAGGACCCAAGCAACAGCCCAGACUGGACCUCCGUCACAGCCCUCCACUACCUCACCCCAUGCCACAGGCCAUGGAUCCAGAAAGAACAAGACCGCCAAGGGUAAGGCACAGACACCAGGGCUGGGACAAGGACAGGGACAGGCAGACCCUUUAGCUGCCUGGAAGGGCUUCUCUCAGAACCAUCUGGUACAGUCUCUAGUAGAUUUGUUUCGUGGAGGAGAGCCCGGGACUGGGAUUCCUGGAGUUAGUAUCCCUGGAGUUGGAAUUCCCGGAAUGGGGAUCCCUGGGAUGUGUAACCCCACAGCCGGACUCCCGGCUAACAAGGAAUCCGACGACUCGGGAGAUGACGAUGAUGAUGAGGAUGACGACCUUGAGGAGGAGGAAGAAGAGGAUGAAGAGGACUCAGAUGAUAGUCUGUCAGAGUCUGACAGCAACUCCGACAGCGACGUCUCUGGUAAGAAAGUGAAGGAGUUAAAGCUGCUGCCGUCUGGGUCAUCUAAAAAGGAGAUGACUCCUCGCAGGCUAACCAAAGGCCCAGAACUACUGAACACCUCGACAAAUCACACCGCCACCAGCUGCUCCCCUCUCAACCUACAGGUCAUCAAGACUCCCACCAUUGUCACCGGCUCCAGUGCCUUGGCCUACCACAGCUCUCCAGGCUCUUCCUCCUACAGCCUAGCCUCUCCAUUAGGCUUAGGGAAGAGGAAGAGGGUGAUGGAUGAGAAGGAGUUGAUGAUACCUCUGGAGUUGGGGUGGCGGAGAGAAACAAGAAUCAAAUCAGUGGCCGGGCGGUCACAGGGCGAGGUGGCCUACUACGCCCCGUGUGGCAAGAAACUAAGACAGUACCCAGAUGUGAUGAAGUAUCUAUCGAGAAAUGGAAUAAGUGGCAUCACGCGCGAUAAUUUUAGCUUCAGUGCAAAGAUAAGGGUUGGUGACUUCUAUGAAGCCAGAGAAGGACCCCAGGGUUUACAGUGGAGCCUGUUGAAGGAAGAAGAGGUCAUUCCACGUAUUUUGGCGAUGGAAGGUCGCAGGAGUCGCCCCUUGACUUCAGACCGCCAGUUAGCGGGCGAAGGUGGCAAAGGCUCCCGACGGAGGAAGGGACGGCCCCCUAAUGUGGGCGAUCCGCAGGUGCCCGAGGGCCCCAGUCCCAGUGAGGUCAAACUCCUGCGCAAACUAGAGGCUCAAGAAAUAGCCCGACAGGCCACCCAGAUGAAACUGAUGAGAAAACUGGAAAAGCAGGCACUGGCGCGGGCAGCCAAAGAAGCUCGGAAACAUCAAGCUAUCAUGGCGGCGGAGGAGAGACGGAAGCAGAAAGAGCAGAUCAAGAUUCUCAAGCAGCAGGAAAAGAUCAAGCGCAUUCAUCAGAUUCGGAUGGAGAAGGAACUGAGGGCACAGCACAUUGUGGAGGCCAAACGGAAAAAAAAAGAAGAAGUCAACAAUGCCAAAAUAUUGGAGGCUGAAAAACGGAUAAAGGAGAAAGAGUUGAGGAGACAGCAGGCAGAGAUCCUCAAGCACCAGGAGUUGGAGAGGCAUAGACUAGAUAUGAAUGCAUUGCAAAGGCUGCUAGCCAAUCCCCACUCACUGUCUCAAAUCCACAGAGUGCUGGACUUUAACCUGCCCCAUCCCAGCCUCUCUGUCAUUCACUGUUCCUGGAGAGGAGGAGGGCAACAUGUAAUGCUGAUGAAGGCGGUUGAGGCUCGCAAGAAAGCAGAGGAGCGUGAGCGCUUGCGGCAGGAGAAAAGGGAUGAGAAGCGCCUGAACAAAGAGCGUAAACUGGAGCAACGGAGGCUAGAAAUGGAGAUAGCGAGGGAGCUGAAGAAGCCAAAUGAAGACAUGUGUCUGCCUGAUCACAAGCCUCUCCCUGAGUUCUCCCGGAUUCCUGGACUCAUCCUCCCAGGACGCGCCGUGUCUGACUGCCUGAUGCUGAUGCAGUUCCUGCGAGGCUUCGGCAAGGUUUUAGGCCUCGAUUUGAAUGCGGAUGUGCCCACGCUGGGCAUGCUGCAGGAGGGCUUGCUCAACGUCGGGGACAGCAUGGGCCACGUCCAGGACCUUCUGGUCAAACUGCUUUCUUUGGCAGUGUGUGAUCCUGGUUUGCCACCUGGACAAAAGACCAAAACCAUGCUGGGGGACCACCUGACCAACGUUGGCAUCAACAGGGAUAAUGUGUCUGAGGUGCUGCAGAUGUACAUGGGAGCCCAUUGUGCCAAUACAGAGCUGGCCCCUCUGGCCCUCAGUCUCAAGACCAAGGCCUUCCAGGCCCACAAGCCUUCCCAGAAGGCAUCAAUUCUGGGCUUCCUGGCUAAUGAGCUGGCCUGCAGCAGAGCUGUUAUCAGUGAGGUUGACAAGAGCCUGGACCAGAUGGCAAACAUGAGGAAGGACAAAAUCAUUAUGGAGGGGAAACUGAAGAAGUUGAGGACCAUUCAUGGCAAACGCACCGGGAGAAGAGAGGCCAGUAUGGGGGUUGAAGAGAACCAGUCCAUCGGCACUCCGUCCUCUGCCAUCAAGCGCAAGAGGAAACUGGGCGGAGACAGCGACGACGAGGAAGAAGAGGAUGACGACAGUGAUGACCCGGCAGAGGAUGAAGAUGAGGAGGAGGAAGAAGAAAUAAAGAAGGUUAAAAAAGUGGAGACAUAUGAGGAGGAGGAAGUUGACCAUGCCACCAGUCUGGAGGAGCUGGAGAAGCAGAUAGAGAAAUUAGCCAAGCAACACCAUCAGACCAGGAGGAAGCUGUUUGAAAUCUCCCAUUCUCUGCGCUCCAUGAUGUAUGGCCAGGACCGUUACCGCCGCCGGUACUGGGUACUUCCCCACUGUGGAGGGGUCUUCAUUGAAGCCAUGGAGAGCGGAGAAGCUCCAGAGGAACAGGAGGAGGAGCGACAGAGGAGGAGGAGAGCGGCAGAGGAGGUCAAGGUCAAGGAGGAACCUCAGGAGAUCGAGUUGCAGAAGGAGAAACCCACCAACCUCGAUGGGCAGAGCAUUCAAACGCGAGGCCUGGACCACGAGACAGAGGAGGAAAAAAAGCACGAGAGGAAGAAAAACGCCCUCUUCUACCAGCAGCCAGGCUGUGUUUCCAAACUGUGCACAUUCCAGGACGCCAACAAGGACGUCGGCAAAGAAACGGGGAUGGCAGAGGACAAGGAGAGUCCCCAUGUGAGACAAAACGGCACGAGCCCCUUGGGCACUCCUGUUGCCACAACCACAGGAACAUCAUCCUCCCCCCCUCACAAUACCUCUCAGCCAGCAGUAGCAACAACCCACUCCAUGGUGACCACUAAUGACACUACAAGCAUCCCUCCCCCAGCCUCAACCUCUUUAUCAGUCCCUUGCCUGCCAGCCCCACGUGAAAGCUCAGGGAACACUCCUCCAACCUCCUCCCCAGCUCCAUCUCCGUACCUCUCAUUCCAAGCCAACGACCAGCUGCUCAGAGUCCUGACAGAGAGGAGCGGACACUGGUUCAGUCUGCUCCCUCGCAACCCCUGUGACCUCACUUCCAUCACCACGCCUCCUCCAGGAGUGCCCCGUGUGUCCCCCCAGGCAUCCUCCACCCCAGCCAGGCCCAGAUCCCCACCUCAGUCCCCCGCCCUGCCUCUCACCCCUUCUGCUGCCUCAGCCUCUGUCAGCCCGCACCAUCCGGCUGGCCUCCUCAACUACCCACUAUCUGCCCUGCAGGUGAAGUCUGGUGCUUCAUUGCUCGGAGUUUCCUUCGGAGGCUGGCCCUGUGGCAUGAUAAGUCCCAGUCUGCCUCUGUGCAGCAGCCCCAAUCCCAUGCUGGGUCACUCUCUGGAGGGCAACACAGCAGCAAGUGUCUCCAGCAAGAGUGAAUCACCUUUACCUUGCAUUGAGAAAACCUCAUCCAUGUCCUCUCCUGCCCUGGAGAUGCCCAAAUCCCAAGACCACACCACACCUCGGCCUAUUCCAGAGGAGAAUCUGACAGGGUGGUGGCGGGUGUCUAACAUCGAGCAGCUGAGGGCUUUAGUCAGCGCUCUCCACAGCCGGGGCAUAAGAGAGAAAGGCCUCCAGAGGCAAAUGCAGAAAUACACAGAGAUCAUCCCCCAGGUUUGCACCAAACACAGAGACGUGGCCAUGAUCGAGCUGCGUGAGCUGGAGGAGAGCCAGGUCAGUGUGGAGUCUGUGCGGGGCUGGUGUGUUGAGGAGCAGGCGAUGGAGAUGGACAUUGCUGUGCUGCAGCAGGUAGAGGAGCUGGAGAGGAAGGUCACCGCCGCCAGCCUGCAGGUCAAGGGCUGGACAUUUCCGGACCCUCAAUCCGAGCGAGAGGACCUGGUGUAUUAUGAGCACAAGCCCCCCACCAAACCAACGCCAAGGUCUGCCAACGCGGGAGACAAGGAGCACCCGGAGGAGCGGGCAGAGAAGGGCGGGGUGAUGCGUCACAUGGACAACCCGCUGGACAUAGCAGUGACACGUCUGGCUGAUCUGGAGCGCAACAUCGAGAGAAGGUACCUGAGGAGCCCCUUAGGUACCACCAUUCAGAUCAGGCUGGAUAAUGUGGGUACGGUCACUGUCCCUGCUCCUGCCCCAUCCACUAGUGCUGACAGGGAAGGCAGCGAGGAGGAGGUGGCCCACGGCAUGAAGGUGUGGAGGAAGGCUCUGACUGAAGUGCGUAGCGCUGCCCAGUUAGCCAUGUGUAUCCAGCAACUGCAGAAGUCUAUCGCCUGGGAGAGGUCCAUCAUGAAAGUGUACUGUCAGAUGUGCAGGAAAGGAGAUAACGAGGACCUCCUCCUGCUGUGUGACGGCUGUGACAAAGGCUGCCACACUUACUGUCACAAACCCAAGAUCACCACUAUCCCAGAGGGAGACUGGUACUGCCCUGCCUGCAUAUCCAAGGCAAGUGGACCAUCUCCCAAAAACAAAAAACCUCCAAGCAAACCAGCAACAUCAAGCGGAGGAGGUGCUAAAAAAGGUGGAGAGGGGAAGAAGAACGGGAAGCAGGCAGGUAACGGAGAGGUAGCGGAGGACGACCCGGCCAGCACCAGCAGCACGCCCAAGAAAGGAGCAAAAGACACCAACAGGAAGAGGAAAGCCGAGGAAAGCUUGCCUGCUCCGCCAGCAGCCAAUCAGGAGAACCCUGUGUGUGUGAAGAGAGCCAAGACGGCUCGAGACAACAACAGGGACCUGGGAUUAUGCAGGGUGCUGCUUGCUGAGUUGGAGCGGCAUCAGGAUGCAUGGCCUUUUCUCACACCCGUCAACCUGAAAUCGGUCCCCGGCUACAGAAAGGUCAUCAAGAAAUCGAUGGACUUCUCCACCAUCCGUGAGAAGCUUGUGAACAGCCAGUAUCAAAACCUUGAGACCUUCAUCAUUGACGUCAACUUGGUCUUUGAUAACUGUGAAAAAUUCAAUGAAGACAAUUCAGACAUUGGUCGAGCUGGACAUAACAUGAGGAAGUUCUUUGAGAAGCGCUGGACCGAGCUUCUGAAACAAACAAUCUAAAGGUCUGUUUCAGAUUCUCUCCAGAAAACCCAUUCAACUUUUCAUACCGGAGCACCAGGUUUUACAUUUGUUUUGAUUUUCUGAUGGAGAAUGUGGCUUUGCAGGAUGGAAGAAGUAAAAUCCGUAAUAAGAAAUCCUGGGUGUGCAUAAGAUGAGAUGUCACCUUGGGGGAGAAGGAAAAAAAAAGUCAUUACAUGAGGUGCGCUGGAUUUUAUUACAACAGGGAUAAAAGCCCCAAAGAGUCCCGUAGAAAUGGGGUGUUGUAGUGCAAUACCAUUCCCUGUCUCAGAACACUGCACUGAAUUAAUCCUCAACUGUCACUGAUGUGUCUGCGCUAGAAGACUUUCCACUACUUGUAAAUAUUCUUUUGUUAUUUAAUCGUAUUAUAGUGAAUGUAUUUAAUUUUGUAAUAAUUAUUUAUGAAUCAAGGUCCACUUCAUUUUCUAUGAAAAGGAAGAAUCAGCUGAACUGCUUUGAAUUAAAAAGGAAUGUGUCUUUGUGUUAUAAUUUUUUCUCCCAAAUAUUAAACAAAGCCAAGAAAAAAAGAAAACUGUUUACACUGUUCAGUGCUUUGGGGCAUCAGAGGACUGUAUUCAUAUGUUCAAACUGUAAAACUGCAUUUAUUUACAGGAACAGCAGACGGACAGUUAGACAAUGGUGAUUCAUGUGUAUAUACUGUUUAUUAAUGUCAAUAUUAUGUCUUGUUUGGAACGAUGUGUAAAAAUUGUUUAAGAAUAUUAAGAUAUUGUUUAUGCCUUAGAAUGAUUGUAGCAUUCUAUUUUAGUGAACGUGAUGAAAACAUUAUCAUAAAUAUUGUUUGUACAGUAUAUACAUAUCCUCUGCAAACACUGUGGUAUCCUUAAUCUUGGUAGUGCCUACCCUUCCAACAGGGGCAUGUAGGGGAUGUUAUUGUUUUUAGUUUUCAUUCUUAUGACAACAUCCGUUUUUUUUUAUAUGAUUUCAAUCCAACAAGGCCUCCAAAGUUGGACAGUGAUACAGAAAUCAUUCCUCACCAUAGCAGAAAAAAAGGAACAACAAGCAUUCAGUUAUGCUUCCAUGAUGCAUUUCCUCGUAAUCUGCCACAAUACAGAGGACCUAAGGCCAUUUGUAACCACUGUGUUGAACCUUGCUGUGUGUUGUGGCCUGAUGGAGGCAGCUAGAUUUUUUUGUACCCAAGUCAAGAGUACUUGAAGUUACUUUAUUUAAGAUAUUGUGGAAUAAAAGUAUCAUUCUUUUGUAGGAGCUUUAUUUUUCACUAGUGUGUGGCACGGACCUAUUAAAAGGAUGUUUUCAACGUAA
This is a messenger RNA of Cyclopterus lumpus (lumpfish), 8861 nucleotides long. It is a transcript of the gene baz2ba, whose product is annotated as bromodomain adjacent to zinc finger domain, 2Ba. NCBI's taxonomy places the organism in Eukaryota, Metazoa, Chordata, Actinopteri, Perciformes, Cyclopteridae. The record is from RefSeq and is a predicted model, not a curated record. Bases 207 to 7562 code for a protein of 2451 amino acids. The transcript has 40 exons. Gene Ontology annotation, molecular function: protein binding; DNA binding.